AUGAAGUUCUCUAUCACCGCCGCUCUUGCGUCUCUAGCCGCUGCCGCCAACGCCAAGGUUGCCUUCACCAAUGCGAAUUUUGUCGUCACGCCUGGCAAGCCCUUCACCCUGACGUGGUCUGGCAAUACUGGCGAUGUCACCAUCGUCUUCGCCACGGGCGCGUUCACCGACCUGACGCCGGUUGAGACCAUUGACAAGGGCGACUCUGGCUCAAGCUUCACAUGGACGUGCCCGGCCGACAUCACGAGUGGCGUGUAUGCCUUUGAGAUCACGGACUCGGAGACGACCAACUACAGCGUGCAGUUCAGCCUUUUCGGCACGACGUCGUCUAGCAGUGCCGCCCCGGUCAGCUCUGCUGCCGCCACCAGCACCGCAUCCAAGACCAGCGCGUCUUCUUCUGCCUCGUCGUCGGCCAAGACUUCGUCGUCGGCUUCCGUCUCGUCGGCCCCUGCCUCGUCGGCCCCUGCCUCAUCGGCUGAGGCUUCGUCGGCUCCGGCUUCGUCUUCUGCUCCUUCAUCUUCGGCAUCGUCUUCGGCAUCGUCUUCUGCGUCGUCUUCUGCCUCUUCGUCGACCAACUCCACUUCGUCGCACUCGGCGACCAAGACGAGCUCUUCGAGCACCACCCUGAGCACCAGCAAGACCACGUCCACGGCGAGCAAGACGAGCGCUACCGCUUCGGCUUCUGCUACCGGUACCUCCGCUCCGGCCAACACCAACAGCGGCAUGAAGGAGAAGUCCCCUCUGGCCUUCAUCCUCGUCACCGUUGCUGCCCUGAUGUACUUCAACUAA
Molecule: messenger RNA, 789 nt
Organism: Grosmannia clavigera kw1407
Lineage: Eukaryota; Fungi; Ascomycota; Sordariomycetes; Ophiostomatales; Ophiostomataceae
Exons: 3
Coding region: 1-789 (262 amino acids)
Source: RefSeq, a predicted model, not a curated record